Molecule: messenger RNA, 1263 nt
Organism: Rhododendron vialii
Lineage: Eukaryota; Viridiplantae; Streptophyta; Magnoliopsida; Ericales; Ericaceae
Product: protein trichome birefringence-like 41
Exons: 5
Coding region: 60-1202 (380 amino acids)
Cellular component (GO): Golgi apparatus
Molecular function (GO): O-acetyltransferase activity
Source: RefSeq, a predicted model, not a curated record
UCUCUCUCUCAUGUAAAUAAGUUUCAUAGUUCUCACCACAUGCAUAUCUCACACACAAAAUGGGACAUGGGUUUCGCAUCUUUUGCUAUUUUGCAUAUUUCCUUUUCCAGUUUGUGGUAUCACAUUUUGAGCUAUCAUCUUGUGUGAUACUAGUAGAGCAGCUGAACAAGGCAAGAAGACCAGGAGCACAAUUAGCAAGAUCAAACGGCUGUGAGUUGUUCCAAGGAAAUUGGGUCUACGAUGACACGUACCCUCUCUAUAACUCGUCCACGUGUCCGUUCAUCGAGCAACAGUUUGACUGCCAAGGAAAUGGACGGCCGGAUAAGCUCUAUCUCAAGUACAGAUGGAAACCUACAGCCUGUGAAUUGCCAAGAUUCCAUGGGCAGGAAUUCUUGAGGAGGUUUAAUGGGAAGAAAAUAAUGUUCGUAGGGGACUCUCUUAGCCUCAAUCAAUGGGAAUCACUAAAAUGCAUGUUACAUGACGCAGUUCCCAAAUCAAACUUCUUUGUUGGGCGGAAAGAGGGCGUCUCCACGUUUACCUUGACGGAGUAUAACGUCUCAGUGAUAUUAUCCCGUAAUGCAUUUCUGGUUGAUCUGGUAGAGGAAAAGAUAGGAAGAGUGUUAAAGCUUGACUCCAUCACAAAUGGAGAUUCAUGGAAAGGGGUGGACAUGCUCAUCUUUAAUACCUGGCACUGGUGGCUCCACAAGGGAAGUAAACAACCGUGGGAUUACAUUGAAGAAGGGAACACAACAUACAAAGACAUGGAUCGUUUGGUUGCCUUCAAGAAGGGAUUAACAACAUGGACAAAUUGGGUGGACUCCAACAUUAAUCCUUCCACCACAAAAGUGUUCUUCCAAGGCAUUUCACCCACCCAUUACGAUGGCAAGGAGUGGAACCAGUCCAAGUCAACGUGCGAAGGGCAAAACCAACCGCUGAGCGGCCCAUCCUACCCCGGUGGAAGGCCAGCGGCGGCAGCGGUGGUGAAGGAAGUGCUGGGGAAAAUGUCGAGUCCGGUCACUUUGCUGGACGUAACAACUCUAUCGCAGCUGAGAAAAGAUGGGCACCCAUCUGUUUAUGGAAGUGGUGGUGAGAAGGGAAAUGACUGCAGCCAUUGGUGCCUUGGUGGUGUUCCUGAUACUUGGAACCAGCUCUUGUAUGCAAUUCUUGUUCCUAGUACUGGAGUUCGAAAAAAUCCUAGUUAAUAUGUGACCUAAUUAAGGACUAAAUUAAAUAAAGAAGAAAUGUCUAAUUGUUUAUGUACUA